CUGUAUUCGCCCCUCCUACAGCAGGUUCAGAGCUGACGCGAUAUUCGUGGCAUCUUACACGGAAAAGACAGGAACAGGAGCGGCUGUGCGAGAAAUGGCGAUGUUUGGGGGCUUAGAUACUGUUCUUAAGAAGAAAACCACGGAGGAUGGCGAGAGAGAUAUGCCAGAAUUCGUGUGCCCAGUGUGUCUAGAGAUUUUUGACCGGCCUGUUACAACACAGUGUGGGCAUACGUUCUGCAGCAGCUGCUUGCAGGAAUGCCUGCGCCCCCAGAAGCCUGUGUGUGCAGUUUGCCGGACUGCUCUCAGCAAGUGGUCCAAUGCUGUAGAACUGGAAGCAAUCAUUCAUAGUUCGCUGGGAGCCUGCAAAGGCUGUCACACAGAGGUGCGUCUGUCCCAGAUGCGGAGCCACACAGCUGUCUGCCCCAAGUAUCAGGAGUAUAUUGAUGAGGGGGUGAGAACUGUUGUGAAGUCCCAGCCCUCUGUGGUCAGCUCGGUUCCAAACCGUUACACUUUCACCUGUCCCUACUGCAACGUCCAGAACCUGGACCAGGACGGGCUGGUGGAGCACUGCACUUCCCAGCACUCCAGGGACUCCCGUCAUGUGGUGUGUCCUAUUUGUGCCUCAAUGCCUUGGGGAGACCCAAACUACCGGAGCGCUGAUUUCUUCCAGCACUUAAAGAUCCGUCAUACCUUCUCCUAUGAUACCUUUGUGGAUUAUUCCUCGGAUGAACACACCAUGAUGCAGGAGGCCCUGCAGCGCUCCAUGCUAGACCACUAAGGAUCCCAGGAGAACAGGAGCUCUCCCCUGCACAGAGUUCUCAUGCUUACACAGGGAAGCAGGAAUCGUCCUCCUGUUCUAAAGACACAAGCCACUUCAACCACUUUGUAUCUCACACUUCCUUCAAACCUUUCAGCCACUCUAGUUUAUUAGGAAUUAAAGCACUUCAGAAUUGGCAACUUUAAAAUGUUUGUGAAAUUAUUUUGUAAGACAAUUUCAUCUUCCAGUUGAUUUUAUUUUAUAUUGGCUGAUGUACUUCUAAAAUUAUUUUUUUAGAUCCUUGAUUUUUAAUAACAAGAUGCAUCUGUCUAAAGUUAUUAUUAGACCUGGAUGAUAGUAAGGAAUAAAUAUCAUUUAGUUACUGGUAGUGAGUGUAUUUCCAUUUCUCUGUAAAUCUUUAAGGUAAGAAUUCCAUCCAGUGACUGCACUGCAUUAUUACCACGCGGUUCAUUAUUGUAAAGUAUGGCAAACAUCUUAAACCAGCUGUACCUAUUGAGUAAAUCCACCAGAUGGCACCCUUCGUCCAUGGGUACAAUGUCAGUUUGUCCAUCUCUGAAUUCUCCUUUAGAAGCUGAGAAAAUGUUAGACUGCAGAUGGAUCACAGCAUUGCAGAAUGUUCAGGACACCUGUGAUUGCUCAGGUGUCCACUGCCCUGGUACUGGAUGGAAUUAGCAGCUAUGAAAAGGCACUAUUACAGUCAGGAAUCUGCUUCUUAUUAAUCUUAUUUCCAAUAAUUUGCACACCAUUUCCAGAGUCAUGCAUAUUAUUUUGAUUUCUAACACAUUUACAUGUAGAGGAAAAACUCACUGUGAACUCAGAGAUCAUUGGAAGGCUUCAUUCUGGGUCUACUGCUCAUGCUCUUGGAGCUCUUUGUUAUUGUAUUGUUAUCUUAAAGGAGUUAACUUGAAGUCAGUCAUCAGUCACUGCAUGGUUUGAUUUCUCAUUUGGAAACUUAACACUACUGUAUAAAAAAACUGCAUAUUUCCCCUGAAAAAGAACAUGUGUCACAGAGGUUCAUCGGGGUUCUGUACCUUGUUUAAAAAUAGUUGAUAUGAAAGCAGCAAUACUUGUUAACAUUGCAGUUCUCAGAAGUGUUAAACUGGACCACAAAACGUCCACCAGAUGUCACUGUGGUUCCCUUUUUUUAAAGGGAUAUACUGCUGCCUAACUUAAUUACACCAUCUUUGCUCAGAUAUUGAAAAGUACAAAACCACAAUGAUUUUGUUAUGAUGUCAUAGAAAAACCCCUACUGUUUAGGGCUUUGGUAGAAUAGCCUAAAAUUGUAAGUUUUUAAGCUGUAGGUGUGCUUUUUAGUUGAGAGGUUUUCUCUGCUUACCUCACUAUAAACAAUACACACAGAGAAAUGAGACUAGGACAAAUUAGGGAUAGCUGCUGUAGGAAAUGGCUUUUGUGAUGUAACUUUCAGUGCACCUUGGUGUAUUUGGUGAUAUAAAUGUGAUAUUACGAAGACAUAAAAACAUAAAAGAAGACUUGUAUUCUCAGGGUAGUGUAUAAUAAAAUGUAUCGGGUAAUAUCUCUUAACUGUUUCAUGUUCAAAAGUUUGCACACUUUCCUCCCUUUUUGAAAGCAAAUUGCUUGAAGUCCUGUUGGUUUUACUACAUUUUCUGAAAUGAGUGGAAGAGUGAAAGUUCUCCAUUUUUGUAUUUUUCUGUCGUCCCCCCCAAAAAAUAGUUUUCAAAGUAGCAUCAUUGUGACCUACAGCUCUUGAUAAAAAAAGCAUGUGAUCAAGCAUAUCCCUGUUAUUUAGUUUGUCGAUAUCAUGAAUGGAAGCGUUUCAUCGUGAAUAUAUUGAACUGAAGCUUUUACGUAAAGCAGCUUGCGUUUGUCCCCAUUUAAAGAAGCCCACACAGCUUGGCAUUUAACUGAAGAAGCGUACAGUAGGUGAAGUAUGAUGCUGAGGGACACAGCCCACCAAUAGUCCAGAGCCCUACUGCUUCACCCUACAAACAGAACCCUCCGUUCUGGACCAAAAAGGCAGGAAGAUGUGCAAGAAUGUGUCCACGAUUGUGUGCUAGCUAUGUUUUUAUCUGUUCUAGCUCUGACCUGACACGGGUGGCGCAAGCUUUAGACCUAAAGUGACUGCUUGUGGUUGGGCACUAAUUCUGAAUUAACACCAGCAGUGUCACCCCACACACUGCACCCUGCUUGUCCCUAAUGGAAAUGGUCAGCUUGAAGAGACUGGAAAGAGAUUGAAACCUCAUUUAUUUCUGCCUCCUCACAGUACCUGAAACAGGCCCAUUUCUAAAUAAUUAAUCUUGUAAGUACUUAUCACAUUUAUCAUCUUUAUGGACGGGGAAACUAAUGUGGCUGAGGAUACUAUACAUUUUUUGGUAAGAGGUAGCUUAAUGACUUCCCUGGGGUGGGAAUCCUGUUCCGAUUUGGGAAAAUUUUGUGUCUAAGUUUGUAAUGUGGAAGGAAUUCAGUAAUUAUAUACAUAAAAAUCCAAAUUCUGGAUUAGCCUGUCAGUGUAGGCUGUGUAGUUGGGAGUAGUAUUACUUCACUAUAGGAUCUUUUUGGUUUUGGUCCUGUCACCAGAUGUACAGUACUGUACCACUGCCCACUUCCUGAAGAUGAAGUAAGCCUUCAUGUAGCACAACACUGUCAGCGAGAUCUUUUAUCUUUUCUACAGCAUUGUGUAUGUUGAAAUCGAUUUUAAGAUGAGUUGCUCCUUUACAGUGUCCGUUAAGUGUCCCUUUUUAUAGGAAACAAUAAAAGGAACCUCUUUUAAAUACGCUUUCUAAUUUGCUUGCUGCAGUAGCCAAACCCCAUUCUUGUAUGUAAAGUUAUUGGAUUUUUGCCUUUAACAGCUAUAAUAAUAUUCUCUUCUCAUUGCAUAUGGAAUUCAUACAAUGUUACAGCAUGUAAAAAGAGGUUCAGGUGAUUUUAUCCAUUACAUUGAAUACAGUAUGUAUAGAAAACUGUGUCCUGAAAGAAAUUUGCACAAUUGAAAUGUAAGCUUACUGUAUAUACUCAAAUGUCUUUCGGGAUUGAGCUGUAAAAGGGACACUUAUUCACAAUUAAAUUAUGGUAUAUGCAUAUUAUUCAUCAUUACAUUUUAUUUUAAUAAAGAUUUUUUAAAUGUCA
This is a messenger RNA of Lepisosteus oculatus (spotted gar), 3883 nucleotides long. It is a transcript of the gene rnf114, whose product is annotated as ring finger protein 114. The record is from RefSeq and is a predicted model, not a curated record. Gene Ontology annotation, molecular function: ubiquitin protein ligase activity. Gene Ontology annotation, biological process: ubiquitin-dependent protein catabolic process; protein polyubiquitination. Lineage: Eukaryota; Metazoa; Chordata; Actinopteri; Semionotiformes; Lepisosteidae.